AUGUUGAGGACUGCAAAGAAAUAUAACGCGAGCUUCGCUGCGAUAAAACUAGAUAAGAACCUGAAAGGGCAAUUACCGAUAUGGUACCACAUUAGUGCGACGAAGCACCUACGCCGACUAGAUAACACAAGUCUGAGUAAGUGUCUACGUGCCACACACGGAGUAAUAACGGUAAUUGAUUUGAUACAAGCGGCCCGACACGAAGAGAUAAUCGCAGUACAUGGUGAGGACACGGAUGCGAUAUGUAUCUGUGAGCAAUGCGUCGAAGAUAGAUCCAUGGGAUGUGCGGACCCAAUCAAAUGCCGAGACGCCGCAGGUAGGAUACUGAGGAACGUACAGGGAAAGUGGGACCCUGAAGAACCGUCCCCAAAUGAUGGCCUGACGCUCACCAAGAGACGGAAGGAAGCCAACGUCAAAGCACUGGACAGUAAGGGCGCAGCGGUAACUUUUGACCCUUCAGUAACUGAACGAGGGGGCAUCGCUGAAGCAAUCAGAGUCUUC
Molecule: messenger RNA, 501 nt
Organism: Rhodofomes roseus
Lineage: Eukaryota; Fungi; Basidiomycota; Agaricomycetes; Polyporales; Fomitopsidaceae
Exons: 1
Source: RefSeq, a predicted model, not a curated record